Melanaphis sacchari is the source of this 3542-nucleotide messenger RNA. Its product is annotated as ubiquitin carboxyl-terminal hydrolase 48-like. Gene Ontology annotation, biological process: protein deubiquitination. The transcript is spliced from 2 exons. The coding region runs from base 224 to 3472 and encodes 1082 amino acids. Gene Ontology annotation, molecular function: cysteine-type endopeptidase activity; cysteine-type deubiquitinase activity. Gene Ontology annotation, cellular component: nucleus; cytosol. The record is from RefSeq and is a predicted model, not a curated record. NCBI's taxonomy places the organism in Eukaryota, Metazoa, Arthropoda, Insecta, Hemiptera, Aphididae.
UAUUGUUGUUACUUUGUUCUUAAAAUAUGAAGAAAAUAGAAAUAAUAUUACACAACUUUUCAAAGUACAAAAAUAGGGGUCUUCAAGUAUGCCAUUAACUUUUUUACUCUAUCAGCAGUAUCAACAUAUUAAUCAGUAAAUCCUACUUCAUAAAUACAGCAAAAAACUCACAAGUAUUUAAAAGGAUAUAUGUUCAUAAACUGAUUGGUUAACUAAAAAACGAAUGUUCAACAUGCGUAAUAAGAAGAAGAGCCUAGAAAAAAAGAAACAGUGGUCAUGGGCUGAAGACACUCAUCCUGAUAACAUAAAUGAUAGUCAUAUUAGUAGAGCGUUUUUCUUAGGACAUCCCAAAUGUAAACCUCUGUCUAACCAUCGUAAUUGUAGCAACAAUCCAUUCUGCCUAUCUGGAUUAGGUGAACAACGUUGGCUUCAAAACAAGGUCUCUUCAGUUGAAGUCUCAGGAUUAGAAUAUCGAGAAACAAAUACUUUCUGUGGUUUGAAAAAUUUAGGAGCAACCUGUUAUAUUAACAGUUUGCUCCAGUUAUGGUUCCAUAACCUAAACAUAAGAAAUGCCAUAUUGAACUGGAAUCCUAUGGAAGAUGAAACUGAAAAACAUAACCCAACUCUUUUCAUUGAAAAUGGAUAUGAACCAAUUACUUGUGUAGGUCAAUUGCAAUUAGUAUUUGCAUUAAUGCAAUUUGGAAAACAAAAAACAAUUAAUCCAGAAGCUUUCAUAAAAUCUCUAAAAAUAGAUGCAAGCAUAGAACAGGAUGCAGAAGAGUUUUCUAAUUUGUUAUUAACAACAUUGGAGAAGAAAUUUGAAAAUCAAACAAACCCGUAUGUUAGAAAAAUGGUGAACAACAAUUUUUUAGGUGGAUAUCGGAGUGUAAUUACAUGCUUGACGUGUAGAACUGAAUCUGCAAGUUAUUCGACAUUUAGAGAUCUAAGUUUAAACAUUGAAGGUCAUCAAACUUUAAAUAGCAGUUUGAAAAAUUAUUUAAAAGAAGAACUUCUUACUGGAGAUGACAAAUAUUAUUGUAGCCAGUGUGAAGGAAAACAAAAUGCUGUGCGUCAAAUGUAUUUGACUGAAUUACCUUCAGUAUUAAAUUUUCAAUUAAUGCGGUUUGUCUAUAAUAGAAAAUCAAUGCAAAAAAUAAAAUUAAACACAAUUAUAAAAUUCCCACAAACAUUAGACAUGGCACAAUAUAUAAAUUUACCUGAUAAAGCAACUUCAAGAGUACAUUAUAAGUACAACUUAUAUGCGGUACUUGUCCAUAAAGGCCCCAGUGCUAAUUGUGGUCAUUAUGUUGCUCAGAUCAAAGAUGAAACUACAAAAAAAUGGUACCAAUUCAAUGAUGAUCAAGUGGAUAAGCUCACAAUUAAAGGUUUUAAUUUGUAUACUGAUGAAGAGCUUAAAAAAUCUAAAUCAAUGAAAAAUAUCAAAAAUCACAAUGGAGAAUUUCAAUCUACUGAUGCUUACAUGUUAGUUUACAUGAAAGAUAUAAAGGCUGAAAUUCUGAAAACCAAAUCAAUCCCCCGCAAAUUAUUACCAAGAUUAACUCAGUUGGUAAACACUUGUGAUAACAAUUUUGAAAAUAAAAUAUUAGACUGUGAGCGAGGUAAAGUAUUUGUGGAACAAAUGUUGAAUUUAAUUAAUGAAAUAAAAAGUAGUUGUAUUAAAGGAGAUGGUGAUAUUAUUUCUUUGCAGUGGCUAAAAUAUUUGUUUAAAGUUAAUCCUAAUGAGCAUGUCAAGGCAAUAGACAACAACACAAUAUUAUGUAAACAUAACUUACUGGAUCCCGAAAAAAUAUAUGAAGUCAAAUAUAUUGGAUCAGAUUUAGCAGAUAAACUGUAUGAUACAUUUCAAGGUGGUCCAAGACUGAAGUUAAAGUCAUCGUUAUGUCUAGUAUGUGUUAGAAACAAAUGUGCUCUAACUUAUACAAAAACUUUAACUAAUAAACAACAUGAAUCUAUUACUAAAAUCUUAAAAAAUUGGUCCGAGACUAACGAUACAAAUAGUGAAAAUACAGAAACAAGUUAUUGGGUAGGCAAUGAAACCAUUAAAUGUUGGCAGCGCAAGUAUUUUGAGUCAUUUCAAUCAUUUCUCAUUUCUAGCGAUAUACCCCUUAAUACAAAAUUGCCAAUUAAUCACGAAAUAUUGUCUGCAGUAUGUGAACCAUCUAGCAAUUUAUGCAAAGAAAUAAUAGUUAAUGGAGGUAUGAAACAGGAAAAUAUGACCUAUGAUGCAGAAGAUAUAAUUAAACUUAAAUGCUAUAAUAAAGCUUGUGAAAAGUCAAACACAGAAGUCGAGUGCAAAGACAAUUUAUUAUUAAUUACUAACUAUGAAAAGGCAUAUUUUAUGAACAACUCAUAUAUGCCAUGGAAAUUCAAUGAUGACAUUAUAUGCGAACACGGAAAUUUGACUAUUGAAAAGUAUUCAAAGACUUUGGUGCCAAAAGAAGUGAUGGAUAUAUUCCAAACCUAUUUUCCAAACGCAUCAUUGUUUGUUAAAACUACAACAUCGUGUCGGGUAUGUAGGAAUGAGCAUAUUCGGGCUUUGUUAUGCAAGUAUACACGUUUAACUCUAGCAAAGUUAGAGAAUUACUUUUUAAGAGAUUUACUGUGGAAUAAAAAUAUAAGUGUUUUUUCAAGAGAAUCUUCACCAUAUGCAUGUAUUUCUGCUAAAUUUUUGGAAACCUUCCGUAAGUUUGUCAAAGCUCCAUUAGAUGUGCACAUCCCUAAUUUUAUCAAAAAUAAAGAGCUGCUUUGCGAUGAUCACAAUAAAUUGAUUUACCAUCCGGGGUUAAGUUUGAAUCCAACAAAACAUGAACAUAAUAAAUUGGAGAUUAUAACAAAAAAAGAAUGGAAAUGGCUUUUACAAUGUUAUGAAGCUGAUUUUGGAAUAUUUGUAUACUUUGAUGCUCAACGCAAAUUUAAAACAUCAAACCCAGAAAUUUGUGAAACAUGCCGCCAGAAGAAACUGCUAGAAAAUAAUAUGAAUAAAUUAAAAUAUAAUAAUGUGCAAAUAUUUAUUGAAGUAGAAGAUAUUGAAGAUCAGAAUGGCAACUGUUCAAAAAAAUUCAAACAAGACACUACAGUAUGUGAGAAUAAUACCGGUUAUUUUAAUAUAGCUUCCACUUCAACAGCCAAUAACAAUAUGGUAUCUCCGAAUGAAUUAAGAAGGAGUGAACGAAAACAAAUACCAAAGGUUGAGCCUGUCAUCGUCUCUUUUGAUAAUACAGUGUUUGACCUCAAAUUAAAGAUCAUGGAAGUGUUUAAGGUUUAUCCUACACACCAAUAUUUAAAAACUGCUGAAGGAAUAGAGUUGGUGAAGAAUGACAUAACUUUGGGAGAACUUAAUAUUCUUCCUUUCUCAGUGAUACUAGCCCAAUUUCAUGAAGAAAAAGUACAUAAGUCAGAAGUCAUCACUCCACAAGAGACUGGAUUUAAAGGUACUGAGCUCAUGCAUUGAAAUGUCUAAAUUUAUUUUAUUUUUAUUCAUAUUUUAUUAUAUGAAAAUUGUACAUUGUUAAAUUGUAAAC